AUGCGCGUCGGGGACCUGAAUCAUUUCCAGAUGUAUCACGAAGGGCCUCUGCAGAUGAACAGCAUGGUGAACUCAGAUUAUGGAGCCUCAGAUGUGACAAACUACUUCAACUCUACAAACUCCGUACCGAGGGCGGAUAAAUGCGUGGCCAUACUGACCCACAGGAGAAAGAGAACCAACUUCACUCAGCAGCAAAUUGAGGUGCUGGAGAAAGUUUACUCAGACACUAAAUAUCCUGACAUCUACCUACGAGAGAGACUCGAGGCUCUGACCGGGCUACCGGAGUCCAGAAUUCAGGUCUGGUUUCAGAACAGAAGGGCCAAGUCUCGUCGCCAAGUUGGCUCAUCUGUGUCCAUGAAGGUCGCCAAUCCACCAGCAGCUGGGCCUUUCAGCCAACUCCAGAGCAGGAUGGGCCCCGAGAAAGUUUAUGACAACAAUCAUAGUGCAGAGCCACACAGGAUAGGAGGUUUUGGAUUAGAUGACAGUUUCAGACCUACAAUGCACCAAAACACUGAGGACCCACACCGGACCAGUCUGCCCACCAAACCCAGCAGCUAUGAACACACAUCUGUCUCUUGCAUCUAUGAGAAGGAGGGAACCAGAGUGAAGCCCGAGCAGAUGCAGCGACAUGAGCUGAGUGUUAACGUCCCAUGCUGCAACAUCCAUCUGUAUCCCAAGGAGAACGAGCAUCACCCCAAGAUCGAAGCCAACAUGACAGGCAACCAGGGUCCAAAGGUUCUGGUGGAAUAUGAUAAUUUCCCACCCAACAAAACCAUUGGACCAGAGAUGAAAGUUGUGAUCCCUCCCAUUCCCACCCAGAAUAACUUCAACAGAUCGUCACCAAAGGAUAACAGAUGCCAAAUCCAGUACCCACAAGUGAGGCCUACAGGGGACAGGUUCACUCACUUUUCCCCAAUCCACACCACUGAGGCACAAGACUUUACUGAUUCAGACUCUGACUGGGAAAACGAGGCUAUGGCUGGCUUUGGUGGCUUUAUGUGA
Seriola dumerili (greater amberjack) is the source of this 1002-nucleotide messenger RNA. RefSeq names its product Mix paired-like homeobox (gene mixl1). Bases 1 to 1002 code for a protein of 333 amino acids. Lineage: Eukaryota; Metazoa; Chordata; Actinopteri; Carangiformes; Carangidae. The transcript is spliced from 4 exons. Gene Ontology annotation, biological process: hematopoietic progenitor cell differentiation; endoderm development; endoderm formation. Gene Ontology annotation, molecular function: RNA polymerase II cis-regulatory region sequence-specific DNA binding; DNA-binding transcription activator activity, RNA polymerase II-specific. The record is from RefSeq and is a predicted model, not a curated record.